GCGCCUCGCCCAGCCGCUCGUUCCCCAGGUCCGGCCAGGCCGAGGCGCAGCUGUCCGAGCUGUGGAUCUGAGAAGCGGCUCCCGGGCGGAAGACCAUGUUGGACUUCGCGAUCUUCGCCAUUACUUUCUUGCUGGCGUUGGUGGCAGCAGUGCUCUACCUCUACCCGGCUUCCAGACAAGCUGCGGGAAUUCCGGGGAUUACUCCAACUGAAGAAAAAGAUGGUAAUCUUCCAGAUAUUGUGAACAGUGGAAGUCUGCAUGAGUUCCUGGUUAAUUUGCAUGAGAGACAUGGGCCUGUAGUCUCCUUCUGGUUUGGCAGGCGCCUUGUGGUUAGUUUGGGCACUGUUGAUGUCCUGAAGCAGCAUAUCAACCCCAAUCAGACCUCGGACCCUUUUGAAACAAUGCUCAAGUCGUUAUUAAGGUAUCAAUCUGUUGGUGGGAAUGUGAGUGAAAACUUCACAAGAAAAAAACUGUAUGAAAAUGGUGUGACUAAUUCUCUGAAGAGUAACUUUGCUCUCCUGUUAAAGCUUUCAGAAGAAUUAUUAGAUAAAUGGCUCUCCUACCCAGAGUCCCAGCACGUACCCCUUUGCCAGCACAUGCUUGGCUUUGCUGUGAAGUCUGUUACCCAGAUGGUGAUGGGUAGUACGUUUGAAGAUGACCAGGAAGUCAUUCGCUUCCAGAAGAAUCACAGCAUAGUUUGGUCUGAGAUUGGAAAAGGCUUUCUAGAUGGAUCACUUGAUAAAAGUACAACUCGGAAGAAACAAUAUGAAGAUGCCCUUAUGCAACUGGAAUCUAUGUUGAAGAAAAUCAUAAAAGAACGAAAAGGAAGGAACUUCAGUCAAUAUAUUUUCAUUGACUCCUUAGUACAGGGGAACCUUAAUGACCAACAGAUCCUAGAAGACAGCAUGAUAUUUUCUCUGGCCAGUUGCAUAAUAACUGCAAAAUUGUGCACCUGGGCAAUCUGUUUUUUAACCACCUCUGAAGAAGUGCAGAAAAAACUAUAUGAAGAGAUAGACCAAGUUUUGGGAAAGGGUCCUGUUACCCCAGAGAAAAUUGAGCAGCUCAGAUAUUGUCGGCAGGUGCUUUGUGAAACUGUUCGAACUGCCAAACUGACUCCAGUUUCUGCCCGGCUUCAAGUAAUUGAAGGAAAGAUUGACAAAUUUAUUAUUCCUAGAGAGACCCUUGUUCUUUAUGCUCUUGGAGUGGUACUUCAGGACCCCAGUACUUGGCCAUCACCAUACAAGUUUGAUCCAGACCGAUUUGAUGAUGAAUCGAUAAGGAAAACUUUCUCCUUGCUUGGAUUCUCGGGCACACAGGAAUGCCCAGAGCUGAGGUUUGCAUAUAUGGUGAGCACAGUUCUGCUGAGUGUGUUGGUGAGGAGACUGCGCCUACUUCCUGUGGAGGGACAAGCCAUUGAAACUAAGUAUGAACUGGUAACAUCCGCCAAGGAAGAAGCGUGGGUCACUGUCUCAAAGAGACAUUAAAAUGUUCUACGUUUACCUUUGUUGAGGAAAAUGGCCAUUUAGAAAAUCUGUAUUGAAUCCUUUUAUAAACCUAACUGUGUAAUGUAAACACAUACUAGUACUUUAUUAAGUAAAUUUGGACUUUUGUAUAUUAGAUUUUCUUAAUGCAUGAUGUACAUUUGUCUUAUCUCUUUCUAUGCCAUUCUUUGCAUAUACUUUAGUUAGUUUAUCUCUAAAAUUAAUAUUCUUGAAAAGAACUUAUUUUGUAGAAUUUGGAGAAUAUGUUUUUCUGAAUAUUCAUAAAAGAGAAACAAAAGCCUAUUCAUUUUCAUACUUCCAAUAAAUCACCUUAAAGGGAGAGGAAAGGAUUUUUCAGAAUUUUGUUUCUUGGAUUAGUAUUUUUAUUUUCUGAGUAUAAACUAAUUUGUGUUUAGUCAUUGCUAUUGGGUUUCAUAAUUCAAUGGGUAGCCUGUCUUGUAUUUGCUAUUUCUAUGCCUCUUCAGACAAUAGUGUUCAUUUCAUGAAUUAUACAAGUCUCAUCAUGUUGAAAUGUUCUGAUCAUUUGGAGAAUAACACAGUUGGUCUUUAAUGCCGAAGUGAGAAAAUAAAAUUGAGUCUGGUUGGUC
Messenger RNA from Phyllostomus hastatus (greater spear-nosed bat), 2089 nucleotides. RefSeq names its product cytochrome P450 20A1. The record is from RefSeq and is a predicted model, not a curated record. Bases 96 to 1484 code for a protein of 462 amino acids. Gene Ontology annotation, cellular component: membrane. The transcript has 13 exons. Gene Ontology annotation, molecular function: heme binding; iron ion binding; oxidoreductase activity, acting on paired donors, with incorporation or reduction of molecular oxygen. Lineage: Eukaryota; Metazoa; Chordata; Mammalia; Chiroptera; Phyllostomidae.